Messenger RNA from Phytophthora infestans T30-4, 1209 nucleotides. RefSeq lists its product as uncharacterized. Bases 1 to 1209 code for a protein of 402 amino acids. Gene Ontology annotation, cellular component: nuclear inner membrane. Lineage: Eukaryota; Oomycota; Peronosporomycetes; Peronosporales; Peronosporaceae. The transcript has 4 exons. The record is from RefSeq and is a predicted model, not a curated record. Gene Ontology annotation, biological process: nuclear membrane organization.
AUGAAGGAGGUGACGAUCGGGGGCUUGCUGGUGCUGGCGUCGGUGGCCACGACGUUUGUGUACGAGUCUGCACUUGUGCGAAGUGUCAAGAGCUUCGAGGAAGGCAGAUCCGUUGUGGUUUCGCUGGCCAAUCCGCAAGGUUUGGCGAAAAAUGAGGAUCAACUCAUUCAUUUUUCGGGUUUGAUCACCACCACAGCUUCAAAUGGUAUGUCUCGAUGGAAUAAAAUUGAUACAGACGGACUGCCGCUCCGACAAAGCCCUUUUGUGUUGGAUCCAGUAUUCGGUAUUGCAGCGAAGGGCGUGAGACUGCAUCGCCAUGUGGAAAUGCUGCAAUGGGUGGAGACAUCGCACACGUCGACGAGUAGCACACCUGAAGAUGAGGACCGCCGGUUUGACGAUGAUCGCGAGCGAAUUUACAUGUACGACCUGAGGUGGAGAAAAGAGGAGAUUGAUAGCAGUGCGUUCAAUGAUAUUAGCUACCGGAACCCUCCGUCGGAAGCUUGGGUAUACAAGUCGCGGGUGGUCAACGCGAAAGACCUCGUGGUGGGGGAGUUUUCGCUGCCCGACGAUCUGGUGGAUCAGAUUCAACGUCGAGAUGGUGUGCACUUGGAUACUGCGAGUCGUCGGGUGAUGGCGAACUUACUGGAUCAACGACUAGGAGGAGCAUGGGAAGCCGGGAGUGCGCUUGCUAAUGUCACAAUGGAGGAUAACAUUUUCUACUUUCGGAACGAGAUGAGAGAACCGGUUCUUGGAGACCUACGUGUGUUUUUCGAAGUGACACCCAACUACCCCGUGACAGUGUGUGCGAAGCAGAAUGGGAAUGAGUUAAUGCCAUUCAGGAGUUCCACUGGGGAAUCGAUUUUUCUGUUGGAAGACGGCAUCAUGACUGCGGACGAGCUCUUUGACAAGAAGACGCAUGCAGAGGUGCGCAAAAACCGCUUCUUCCGGCUGUUCGCGGCUGUGCUGGGCUUCAUGGGUUUUCUAGUUCUGCGCAAGCCCCUGAUCGAGCGCUUUGGACCGCUCGCGGCUGGUAUUCAGCAGCAUUUGCUGGCAGCCACUAUGAGCGUUGCACUUACGUUCUCAAUUGUUGGACUUAACUGGGUUCUGUACAGACCACUUUGGGCGCUCGUGCUGUGGUUCGGUGGCUGGGCCCCUCCGCUUGGCCUCUUUUUCUUCUUCCGCUCCAAGCACGACUUAAAAAAUCAAUGA